Molecule: messenger RNA, 969 nt
Organism: Thalassophryne amazonica
Lineage: Eukaryota; Metazoa; Chordata; Actinopteri; Batrachoidiformes; Batrachoididae
Gene: snx10b
Product: sorting nexin 10b
Exons: 6
Coding region: 180-845 (221 amino acids)
Biological process (GO): intracellular protein transport
Molecular function (GO): phosphatidylinositol binding
Source: RefSeq, a predicted model, not a curated record
UUUUUAUGAAUUCCAUGUCCCCCGGCUGCUGUGAUUGGUUGAAGCAGCAGUAGGAAGAAAUCUCUAUUGGUCUUGUGACUUUGUUGUGAAAUCUUUGUUCUUGAACAGUAAAAGUAUGGAAUAAAAGGCACCAAGUAAAAGCAUCAAGCGGAUUUACUGUUAAACCAACAAAAAUCUGAAUGAUGAGGAAAGGAUCUGACCACUUAGUGAACCAGCAGGACAUCAGUGUCUGGGUGCGAGACCCACGGAUAAAAAAGAAUGAUUUCUGGCACGCCUACAUAGACUAUGAGAUUUGUCUGCAUACCACCAGCGUGUGCUUCACCAAGAAGAUCUCAUGUGUGAGAAGGAGGUACAGUGAGUUUGUGUGGCUCAGGCAGAAACUUCAGGCAAAUUCACUGCUCAUGGUGCCGCUACCUGAGCUGCCCCCGAAAAACCCCUUCUUCAGUCUGAACAAUGCACAACAGAUCUCUGAACGCAUGAAGGGGCUGCAGACAUUUUUGAAGCAGAUCCUGCAGAGCCCUCUGCUGUUGUCCGACAGCUGUCUGCACCUAUUCCUGCAGUCGCAACUCAGCGUGUCCAAAAUGGAGGCCUGUGCUGCAGGAAGGACCAAAUACUCUGUGGCACAGGCGGUCCGACACUGUGAGCUGAGACGCUUCCACUCUGAAGAGGACCUGCAGAAAGACCUCAGCACGAGCUUUGACUCUGACUCAGACAGCUCAGAAUGUAGAGAUCCAGAUCCACAGAUUAAAGGCUUGGCAACAAACAAACCAAAGAGUUCAGCUUCACUGGAUGUGAUGGGAUCCAGACACAGUGAACCCUUCAGCUGCUCGUCUGGCUCCAUGUGAAGCUGUCGUCAUCACGUUACUGGCAGACAUAUUGGCGUUUGCACAGAAUUUCAGUUUCUCCUCUUUUUCUGGCUGCUGUACUGAACUUUGAGCUGUGUGGUUGUUAUUAAAGGAGUCAUAUCAA